This is a messenger RNA of Capsicum annuum, 2418 nucleotides long. RefSeq names its product protein disulfide isomerase-like 1-4. The transcript has 12 exons. NCBI's taxonomy places the organism in Eukaryota, Viridiplantae, Streptophyta, Magnoliopsida, Solanales, Solanaceae. Gene Ontology annotation, molecular function: protein disulfide isomerase activity. The record is from RefSeq and is a predicted model, not a curated record. Gene Ontology annotation, biological process: protein folding; response to endoplasmic reticulum stress. Gene Ontology annotation, cellular component: endoplasmic reticulum. Bases 387 to 2150 code for a protein of 587 amino acids.
UUUUUCCAACAUUCAUUGUCUCUUUUAAUAUUUUUCUCUAAAAAUUAACUCUUUCAGUUCCUUGCUCACAAAUAUUCGCUUUCCCUUUUCGUAAGUCUUCUCAACGCGAACUUGGAAACCAAUUACUCCACAGGCUCGCCGACAGACUUGCUGGACUUGACCUAUUAAAGCACCGGUAUAAAUCAGAGUCGGGACACCAAAACGGACAUCAAUCAAGACUUAAGGGAAGGUAAUGUAUCGAAAGGCAAACUAUAGGGACCAAAUUACAAAAUUCCAAAAAUCAUUUGAACACACUGAAUUUCACCUCCUCCUCUUUCGGAUCUCAGUAGUAGUAAUACUGAAGUCUCAUUGAACUGAGUCAAUUUGCUUUACUCAACUCACCAAAAAUGCCGCGUCAACUCACUCUCCUCCUUCUCUUCUCCCUCUUACUCAUCUCCGCCGCCGUCGCCGGAGCACCCGCCGCUGCCGACGAUGACGACGAAGAUCUCAGCUUCCUCGAAUCCGACGACGACUUAAACUCCGCCGCACCGACACACACUUUCUCCGACAACGACGAUUUCUCCGAUAACGAAGAGGAUGAUUUCGAGAAUUACGACGAUUUCGAAGUUCCGUCAGCAUUUGAUAACGAAGAGGAAAACGAAGCACCGAAAUUCGACGAGAAAGACGUUGUUACUUUAACGAAUAAGAAUUUCAGUGAAUUUGUGGAGGAUAAUAAGUAUGUAAUGGUUGAAUUUUACGCGCCGUGGUGUGGACAUUGUAAGGAAUUAGCACCGGAGUUUGCCGCAGCAGCGACGGAGCUGAAGGCGGAGAAUGUGCAUUUGGUUAAAAUUGAUGCUACGUUGGAGAAUGAACUAGCGGAGAAUUAUGAGGUUCAAGGAUUUCCUACUAUUUAUUUUUUUGUUGAUGGUGAGCAUGUGACUUACAGUGGACAAAGAACUAAAGAUGCUAUUGUGACUUGGAUCAAGAAGAAGAUUGGACCUGGCAUUUACAAUAUAACAACAACAGAGGAUGCAGAGCGUGUAUUAACCUCUGAGAACAAAGUCGUUUUAGGGUUCCUUGAGUCCUUGGUGGGUCCUGAAACUGAGCAGCUUGCCUCUGCUUCAAAACUCGAGGAUGAUGUCAACUUUUACCAGACAACAAAUCCUAAUGUGGCAAAGUUAUUCCAUAUUGAAGACAUUUCUAAACGCCCGGCUUUAGUCUUGCUUAAAAAGGAAGAGGAGAAAGUGGUGCAUUAUGAUGGUCAAUUCACCAAGGCUGCAAUUACUAAGUUUAUUUCUGCCAACAAGCUUCCUCUAGUGACAACUUUUACCAGAGAAAGUGGACCUUCAAUUUUCUCGAGUCCAAUAAAGAAGCAGGUGUUGCUCUUUGCCACAACAAAUGAUACUGAUAAAGUGUUCCCAACAUUUCAAGAAGCUGCAAAAAUUUUCAAGGGAAAGCUUAUUUUUGUUUUUGUCAACAUUGAUGAUGAAGAUGUUGGAAAACCUGUAGCAGAUUAUUUCGGAGCCACCGGAGAUUCUCCAAAGGUUAUCGGAUACACAGGAAAUGAGAAUCCCAGGAAAUACAUAUUUGAUGGGGAGAUCACCGUUGAGAAGCUUAAGGCAUUUGGAGAGGAUUUUCUGGGAGACAAGCUCAGAGCUUUCUAUAAAUCAGACCCUAUUCCUGUAAAUAAUGAAGGGGACGUGAAGAUAGUAGUGGGGAACAAUUUUGAUGACAUUGUUCUAGACGAGUCCAAAGAUGUGCUUUUGGAGUUGUACGCACCAUGGUGUGGGCAUUGCCAAUCUCUAGAACCAACGUAUAACAAGCUCGCAAAGCACUUACGUGGCAUUCAAUCUCUUGUUAUAGCCAAAAUGGAUGGUACCACGAAUGAGCACCCUCAGGGCAAGGCUGAAGGAUUCCCCACACUCCUCUUCUUCCCAGCAGGAAACAAGACCGCGGAUCCAAUCCCAGUCGAUGCUGAUCGAACUGUUGUGUCAUUGUACAAGUUCAUCAAGAAACACGCUUCUAUUCCAUUUAAGCUCCCAAAACCAGCUUCAUCAACUAGAUCAGAGAGUUCCGAACCCAAAGAAGGCGCCAACGCCACAUCAGAGAGUUCCGAACCCAAAGAAGGCGCCGCCAACGUUGAGUCUAGCAAUGGAAAAGAUGAACUAUGAAAAUUACAUAGCUCUCUUACCUUUUUCUCUUUGUUAUUCUCCUAGCUUGUUGUAACAGUAAUAGAAGUUUUAUGUCCCUCUGAGAAUGAUAAGUUACAUACGUCGUCAGUGUAAGAAAUUUUUGUAUCGUCAGGUUAUUCUUACUUGCUAAUACUAGGUAGUUACGUAAUUAUAAAAUACCCAAAAAAAUGUAUUACUGAAUAAGUAAAUGACUUUUAAUAAUUAACAAUAAAAUAUUAAAUUUCACAUUUUUUUAUUUUUCAAAAAU